Cynara cardunculus var. scolymus (artichoke) is the source of this 2202-nucleotide messenger RNA. Its product is annotated as acyltransferase-like protein At1g54570, chloroplastic. The record is from RefSeq and is a predicted model, not a curated record. The transcript is spliced from 14 exons. NCBI's taxonomy places the organism in Eukaryota, Viridiplantae, Streptophyta, Magnoliopsida, Asterales, Asteraceae. Gene Ontology annotation, cellular component: membrane. Bases 1 to 2202 code for a protein of 733 amino acids.
AUGGCAUUAAUUGUGAGCACUUCUAGUGUUCAAUUAUCACCCCUUUUGGCUGUAAAUGAGGGGUUCCAUAGGCAGCAUUCACGCGUUCUUGUUAGGAGUGUAGGUGGUGGGGAUUCGGCAAUGGUAUCGCAAGAAUCAGUUAGGAUUGACGGAGUUUCUUGUGUUAAUGAUGGGGGAAAAGUGAGUGAGAAAAAUGUUGUUAAAGAGUUGGAACCUUUGUGGGAUGAUGGUUAUGGGACUCAAACCGUGAAGGAUUACACUGAAAUAUCCAUGGAUUUGAUCAAGUGUGAUGGAGGGCCACCUAGGUGGUUUUGCCCGGUCGCAUGCUGCUUGCCUCUAGAUGAUUCACCCGUUCUUCUUUAUUUGCCUGGAAUCGAUGGGACCGGAGCCGGCCUUGUCUUGCACGAGAAAGCUCUUGGAAAGGUUUUUCAUGUUCAAUGUUUCCAUAUUCCUGUUUGGGAUCGAACACCACUUGAAGGUUUGAUCCAAAUUGUGGAAGAAACUGUGAUGUUUGAGAAUGCUUCAUCCCCGGAUAAGCCAAUCUAUUUGCUUGGAGAUUCUUUUGGAGGAAGCUUAGCACUUGCAGUCGCUGCUCGUAAUCCUACAAUCGACUUAAUACUCAUACUAGCAAAUCCAACAACUUCUUAUGAGAAGUCAUUGUUGCACCCUUUAUCAUCGCUUGUGAGGGCUCUGCCUGAAGAACAUUAUGGAAUGCUUCCAUAUGUCACGAGGCUGCUUCUCGGUGAUCUUUUAAAGAUGGAAACGGUUGAAAUGAAUAACACAAAUCAUUUAUCAUCUCCUUGGAAAUCGUUUGGCAAUCUUGCGCUUCUUUCUUUGAUUAGCGGCAAUCCUAACCGCGCCCACACGGAACCCGCCUCCAAGGACAUCAACGUGAGGGGGCAUUUUUCUUUGGCUCAUUCCACGACUGAGUUGCUGGGCAGAAUAUUAAAUAAAGACACUCUUACUUGGAGGUUGGAGCUAGUUGAAUCAGCUGCUGCUUAUGCAAAUUCUCGUCUCCAUGCUAUUGCUGCUGAAGUACUAGUGCUUGCUAGUGGUAAAGAUCACCUCGUACCGAGUAAAAAUGAGGCCUGGAGGCUUUCAAGAUUAUUGAAGCGCUGCGAUGUGCGCUCGUUUGAGGAAAAUGGGCAUGCAAUCCUAUUGGAGAGUAAUGUUAACGUGUUAUCUGCUAUUAAAGUUGCUCACAUGUACCGCCAUUCUUCGAAGUAUGAUUUCUUCAAGGAUUUUAUGCCUCCUAGUUUGACAGAGUUCAAAAGCUUGCCUAUGGAGACUUGGUUAUACCGCCUUUAUAUGGGUGCAGCAAUGUUUUCAACCAUGGGGGAUGGGAAGAUAGUUAGAGGUCUUGCAGGGGUUCCUAAUGAAGGUGCUGUAUUAGCAGUUGGUAACCAUAUGCUAUGGGGAUUUGAUGUUUUUUCUCUUACUUUAGAGUUUUUGAGAGAGAAAAAAAUCUUGCUUCAUGGUUUACUUCACCCAGAAGUAUAUCAUUAUAAAGUUAAACAUGAAUACGACUCGGAGAUAUCGGAUUAUAAGUUUAAAGAAGAAUACUUUAUGGUUCCGUACACCGACUUAAUGAAGCUGUAUGGUGCAAUUCCGGUUACUGGAAGAAAUCUUUUCAGAUUGUUAUCGAGAAAGUCGUACGUGUUGCUUUACCCUGGUGGUGCACGGGAAGCUCUCCAUCGUAAGGGUGAAGGCUGCAAGUUGUUUUGGCCUGAUAAACAAGAAUUUGUAAGAAUGGCAGUGAAGCUUGGGGCCACCAUUAUACCAUUUGGAGCCAUUGGGGAAGAUGACAUGUCGGAACUAAUCGUUGAUUAUAACGAAAUGAAGAGGAUCCCUUUCCUCGAUGAGAUGUGGAAUGAAUAUAAUCAAGGGAGAAAAAACUUGAGGGAGGCGAUGAGUGGGGAUAUCGCUGAGCAGACCAUUCAUUUUCCUCUCCUCUUUCCCAAGAUACCAGGUCGACUCUACUUUUUCUUCGGAAAACCGAUACAGACAAAAGGAAAGGAAAAUAUGUUGGAUGAUGAAGAUUAUCUGCAAGAGUUAUACGUACAAAUAAAAUGUGACGUCGAGAAGUGUGUGGCUUAUCUGUUAACGAAACGAGAGGAGGAUCCUUAUAGAGGCUUUGUUGAGAGGGUAAUGUGGCAAACAAAUUACAGGGAUUUAGAUCACAUUCCGUCGUUCACACCGUGA